Molecule: messenger RNA, 2219 nt
Organism: Oncorhynchus tshawytscha (Chinook salmon)
Lineage: Eukaryota; Metazoa; Chordata; Actinopteri; Salmoniformes; Salmonidae
Product: propionyl-CoA carboxylase subunit beta
Exons: 13
Coding region: 25-1707 (560 amino acids)
Cellular component (GO): mitochondrion
Molecular function (GO): propionyl-CoA carboxylase activity
Source: RefSeq, a predicted model, not a curated record
CCCUGGUACGUCAGUCAGACAGCAAUGGCGGCCUUCGCUGUAGCACGGAGUAGCUGUGGUCUGCUUUCCGGACUAAAAGCUUCUUUUAAAACAUUCGGACAGGUAAAACAUGGCGUGGCUUCGGCAGCGGUUGCACAGUCCGAGCUGCAGCAACAGUCUCGGCGGUGGUAUUCCGUUAGUCAUCUCUCCGUCCAGGAGAGGAUAGACAGAAAGAGAAAUGCUGCGCUGAUCGGAGGAGGUCAGAAGAGAAUUGACGCGCAACACAAAAGGGGGAAGCUGACAGCCAGAGAGAGAGUUGAGCUCCUGUUGGAUAAAGACUCGUUUGUAGAGUGUGACAUGUUUGUGGAACAUCGCUGCUCUGACUUCGGCAUGGAAGAGGACCACAACAAGUUCGCAGGGGACAGUGUGGUGACUGGACAGGGGAGGAUCAACGGAAGGCUGGUGUACGUCUUCAGUCAGGACUUCACAGUAUUUGGAGGCAGUCUGUCUGGGGCUCACGCACAGAAGAUCUGUAAGAUCAUGGACCAGGCCAUGAUGGUGGGUGCUCCAGUCAUUGGUCUAAACGACUCUGGCGGAGCCAGGAUCCAAGAGGGGGUGGAGUCACUGGCUGGAUACGCUGACAUCUUCCUGAGGAAUGUGAUGGCUUCAGGUGUGGUUCCUCAGAUCUCUCUGAUCAUGGGUCCCUGUGCUGGAGGAGCUGUCUACUCUCCUGCCCUGACCGACUUCACCUUUAUGGUCAAGGACACCUCAUACCUGUUCAUCACAGGUCCUGACGUAGUGAAGUCUGUCACCAAUGAAGACGUCACUCAGGAGGAACUGGGAGGAGCUAAAACACACACCGCCGUGUCAGGCGUCGCUCACCGUGCAUUUGAGAACGACAUCGAUGCUCUGCUCAACCUCCGAAACUUCUUCAACUUCCUUCCUCUUAGCAACCAGGACCCCGCCCCUGUUACCGAGUGCCACGACCCCAGUGAUAGACUGGUUCCUGGUCUGGACACCAUUGUUCCCUUUGAGACCACUAAAGCCUACGACAUGCUGGACAUCAUCCAGGGGAUUGCGGACGAGAGGGAGUUCUUCGAGAUCAUGCCUAACUACGCUAAAAACAUCGUAGUGGGAUUCGCUCGCAUGAACGGACGAACUGUUGGAAUUGUAGGGAAUCAACCUAAAGUAGCAUCUGGUUGUCUGGACAUUAACUCAUCAGUGAAGGGAGCUCGCUUUGUUCGUUUCUGCGACGCUUUCAACAUCCCCAUCCUCACCUUCGUGGACGUGCCCGGCUUCCUGCCAGGUACGUCACAGGAGUAUGGCGGUAUCAUCCGACACGGGGCCAAGCUACUGUUUGCCUUUGCUGAGGCCACAGUCCCCAAGAUCACCAUCAUCACUAGGAAGGCCUACGGAGGAGCGUAUGACGUAAUGAGUUCCAAGCACCUGAGAGGAGAUGUGAACUACGCCUGGCCGUCUGCAGAGGUGGCCGUGAUGGGAGCCAAGGGUGCUGUACAGAUAAUCUUCAGAGGGAAAUCCAACCAGGCAGAGCAGGAGGCUGAAUACGUAGAGAAGUUCGCCAACCCUUUCCCUGCCGCUGUCAGAGGGUUCGUGGAUGACAUCAUCGUGCCAUCGACCACCCGGAAGAGGAUCUGUAGGGAUCUGGAGGUUCUGGCCUCCAAGAAACAGACCAACCCCUGGAAGAAACACGCCAACAUCCCACUCUAACAGACAUCUUCAACCACCCGACCUGUCUCUCACUUCACCUAUAGCUUAGAUCAGGGCUCUUCAGCCCUGUUCCUGGAGAGAUACUGUCCUGUAGGUUUUUGCUCAAACCCCAAUCUAGCCACCUGAUUCUAGUAAUUAGCUGGUUGAUAAACAAUCAGGUUAGUUACAACUGGGGUUGGAUCAAAAACCUCCAGGAGGGUAGCUCUCCAGGAACAGGGUUGGAGAGACCUGGCUUAGAUCAAUUUAUGUAUCUAACCCUGUGGGACUUGUUUGGAAGAAUCAGCACACCUGCCGUGAGUCCAUAGACUAGUUUGUUAAAUAAAAAUGUCUCUGUGUCCGCGUGUGAGACAGAAUGUUAUAUCCCAAUGGCAGUUUGAACGUGUGUGAUAAUCAGCCAAGCACCCUGACUCAUCCUAGUCACCAAUGCUGGAAGAAGGACCCACUUGUCAUAAUUGACUAAAAGUAAAGAUGCCUUAAUAGAAAAUGACUCAAGUAAAAGUGAAAUUCACCUA